AUUUUCAUGACGAUUUGCCUGAUACAGCUAUUCAUCCGCCCUACCAGACCAGCAUCACUAAUACCAGGCGAGCCAGACUAUGUGGGAAGUGACGACGAAGUCUACUGCCAGACACAUGACGGGUACCUUAAGAAGCCACAUUUUCCGAUUGUCUGGAUCUCGUCUCCUAUCAAGAGGAAGAUGAAGCCCAACGGUGACUACACCUGCCGGUUGAACGAAGACGCCGUUAAGCGAUUUCUAGACCGUCAUGGUGUCAGUUUCGCAGAAUUCAAGAAAAAGUACAAUAUAGGGCAUCUUUCGCUGAAGUAUUGGAUGGCUCAUGUGCAGGAAACGGAUAUAAAAUUGGGGUAUCCACCGUACAAUCUCGACCAACUGAGGGAGGAAAAGAGAAAGGCCGAAGCCAAAACAUACGAUGAAAACGGCUGCAAGAAGCAUUGCGAGGAUAAAGAGGGAUGGAUCGUCGAGUAUCGCAACGGGACAAAGAAAGACAAAGGGAAGGACCAGGGUAAUCACCAAAAUGAUAUCAAGCCUCAUGGCAAAGGGACGGACCAUGGUAAUCACCAGAAUGAUAUCAAGCCUCACGGCAAAGGGACGGACCGUGGUAAUCAGCAUAAUGAUAACAAGACUCACGACAAAGGAACGGACCAUGGUAAUCAGCAUACUGAUUUCAACCCUCCUCGGAAGCUUCGCCGAAUCCAUAUCACUCAUGCCAGGGUAACCAGAGACAAGAAAUGCCACUGCGAAUUGAACCACAUCGAAGUCCGGGAAUUUUUGGUCAAACAAGGGAAAGAGCGUCUCAGCUACAACUUCGCGCGGUUGUGGGGUAUAAACCAUUCCCAAGCCAGACAAUAUCUGAGAGAUAACGGGAUCGAUAUUGAGUACGCAGACACACCCAGGAAGUCCUUGGCGAACUGGUUCAAGGAACCUCUGUAGAGGGGUUGCACACAAGAGAUAGACUGAUUUAGCAGCUGCUUAAUGGAGAAUUUGCAUGCAAAUUUUUUAUAGCCUCAUCUGAAAGCGUUUAAGGGCGUUGUCACGAUAACUGGAAUAGUUUUGUCGCCGUAACAGACGACACAUUUUUCGGUCAUUUUUUUAGUAGUA
This is a messenger RNA of Bemisia tabaci, 1101 nucleotides long. NCBI's taxonomy places the organism in Eukaryota, Metazoa, Arthropoda, Insecta, Hemiptera, Aleyrodidae. The record is from RefSeq and is a predicted model, not a curated record.